AUGACGAGUAAAAGUUCUAAUGUGUUUGCUAUUCAUGAACACCCUCUUUUCAAAAUUAAUUCAGUUUAUAAUUACAUUCGAUCAAGUGAUGUAAUCUUAACCUGUGGCGUCUGCAAAGAAAGAAUUCUCGAGAAUACUACUCUCUACAUCUGUGAUGAGUACUGCGACUUUUCGGUCCAUAUUAACUGCGCAGAAAUAAUUCCGGAUACUUCUGAAAUAGCUACUGAGGGUGGCGACAAGCUAAUCCACGAACAUCCAAUGCAAUUCUUAAUGAAUAUUCCUCAGAACAGAUCAUUUCCAUGCAGCGAAUGCGGAGGAUCUUGCAAAGAUAAGGUCUAUGGUUGCAUGCGAUGUUGUUACUUUAUACAUCCAGGCUGUCGUCCAGUCCAGACGGGGGGAGCAGUCCAACAUGAUGGCUGGUGUCAUCCCUGUGAUCUCAUCGGAUAUAUGGUUCACAUGCGGAAAAAGAAGAAUGAUCAGACAACAAUAUUGGUUUCCUGUAAUGUUUGUGGCCGGCGUGGUGAGAGGGGCAGUGUCAUCUUUCACUGUAACAAGUGUAAUUUCAACAUUCAUUCUGAAUGCAUUAAUAUUAGCCCGGCUACGCCUAGCAAUAUUAAAGUGGUUCCGGAUUCUACAGAAUAUUUUAGCCACGAGCAUCCGUUGAUACUCUACAAUAUUAACAUACCUACAAAUCAUCGAGUUGAAUGUCGUAUAUGUGGAAAAUACUGCUCCAAUAGUGUCUACGGUUGCUUACCAUGUGCCUUCUUUCUCCAUCCAUCAUGUGCUGAGUUGAAAUUGCCUCAAAAGAUCUACCAUCCCUUUCAUUUGUAUCACCCUCUCUUCCUUCUUGAGCAGACAGGUUCUCCUGCAAAAUGCAAUGCCUGUCGGAAGGAUACUCGUGCCAUCGCCUACAUUUGUCAGCAUGACAAUUGUAGUUUCUUCUUGGACAUUAUUUGUGGCAAAGUGAGACUGCCUGCCAUAAAGUACGAGGCCCACAGUCACCUUCUACAUUUUAGGGAGAGAACGGAUGAUCAACUUAAGUGCAAUGCUUGCGAUAAAACCUGUGAAUCAUCUAUCUUCAGCUGUCUCUACUGUGAUUGGAAUCUCCAUUAUACUUGUGGUCCAUUACCAAGUAGCAUUACCUAUAAAUUUCACGAAGAUUCUCUCGUUCUUACGAAUGCUCUUGCUGAACAUGAAGAUGAGAUGGACGAUGAAUUUUAUUGUGAUGUCUGUGAGAAACAGAGAGACCCACUAUUGCCCAGUUAUCAAUGUACAGAUCAUUGCAAUGUUGUUGCUGAAAUUGGGUGCGUCAUAUCUGAGGUAAUAUCACUGCUAAAGGGAGAUCGUGGAGAUCAUUUAGAGUUAAGGGAUCCUUUUGGGCAGCUUGGAAAGUUGAUUAUGCCGCCCAAAAACACAAUAGAAGAUCAGAUGAUGCAAAACAAAGAAGAACAAAGUGAGCCAACUUUAAGGUUGUCUGAAAUUUUAAAAUCCUUGAAUGAAGAUGAGAAAAAAGAAUUGAGAAAGGUUUUAGAGGCUAGAAAGAUUAGAGAAACAUUUAGUGCUGAAGAGAGAUUCUUUAAUGACCCUGAGAAAGAUAAUGUUCUAAGGUUUUCUGACAAGGAUUACACACAAUUUAUAAAGUUUCUUGAUCGGGGCACAGAUAUUUCUAUAGAAUUAAGGGACGGAGGAGCAAAGGUUAUUUUUAGGAGUUUGGAUCAAAAGCUUCCCUAUGUUUACUUUGCUCUUGAAGAGGAGGUUGUUAAUGUUGGAGAUCACUACAAGGCUGGUCGGACGUUUGCUCAUAUCCUGAGGCAAUUGCUUUCCAAACACGGUGAUAUUAGCGCUACAUCCACACUAAGUCCAAAUGUAAAAGUAUUUUUUCUUAACAUGUUAUGUGGUUGCAUAUACAGCAUGAGAAACACCAAGGUUGUGGAUAUCACCACAGAUUUGCUUCUCAUCUGGUGGACAAUCUUGCGAACUUGCCAAGUUGCAGCAUUUGAAGUUCAAUCUGUCUUUGAUCAUCUAAAGAGAGUUGCACAUGCUUUCUUUGGUCUUUAUGUUGGAAAACAAGCAGCCAAAGUUGAGAGAGAUAUUGCAAAGCUUAACAGAGAUAUUGCAAAGCUUAACAGAGAUCUUGAGGAACUACAACGGAAUCAUGAUUUGAUAGCCUCUUCUAGAAAACCAGACUCAGUCAAGGAAUGCUUGAGGGAGGCUUCUGUCUUGAAGCAAGGUAAAGCUAUUACUGAACGAUUAUGGGAGUUGAUCUAGGCCGGUGUGAAAAUUAUUCUGUAAUCUAUAUUACCAUUCUUGUGUAUUUUUUUUUUUUAUAUUAUAUAUUCUUCACUGCAUCCAUCGUGAAUAUGUGUAACACCCGUUCCCUCUAGGGUUAUGAAUAAAGCCAAUUUUAGAAAUAUCA
Messenger RNA from Juglans microcarpa x Juglans regia, 2416 nucleotides. RefSeq lists its product as uncharacterized. The record is from RefSeq and is a predicted model, not a curated record. Lineage: Eukaryota; Viridiplantae; Streptophyta; Magnoliopsida; Fagales; Juglandaceae. Bases 1 to 2268 code for a protein of 755 amino acids. The transcript is spliced from 5 exons.